This is a messenger RNA of Oreochromis niloticus (Nile tilapia), 5420 nucleotides long. Its product is annotated as protein spire homolog 1. The record is from RefSeq and is a predicted model, not a curated record. Bases 313 to 2922 code for a protein of 869 amino acids. Gene Ontology annotation, cellular component: cytoplasmic vesicle membrane; cell cortex. NCBI's taxonomy places the organism in Eukaryota, Metazoa, Chordata, Actinopteri, Cichliformes, Cichlidae. The transcript is spliced from 18 exons. Gene Ontology annotation, molecular function: microtubule binding; actin binding. Gene Ontology annotation, biological process: polar body extrusion after meiotic divisions; establishment of meiotic spindle localization; actin nucleation.
GAGAGAGAGAUCAUGUGACAAAUGACUGAGCCUAGCUUGCUGAAUUGCGAUGUGAGACAAACCCACACACACCGAGCGGGGCUUAAUCGCAUAAACACACCGUAUCUUAUGACUGCUGGUAGCAAAGCCUGAACAUCAGGCGGGCGGGGAAAGAUCCAGAUCCAGUUCUGUGCUGUUUGACUGGCUGCUGCUGCUGCUGCUGCUGUUACCUGGGGAGGCAAGAGAGAAGCAUCGAUGCCUCCGGGUCAGUACUCGCUCAUGAGCCUGGACCUAUUCUCGUCAUCGGGCCUCCUGCACUGAGAUAAUGAAAGGAUGGAUGGACGACGAUGCGGCGGGGACAACGGGCUGAAGGAUGCUGCUGCUGCAGCAACUCGCCGGGAUGAGGAGCAGCAUCACAACACGAUGAACUCGCCGGAAGAAGCGGGAGCGGAGGAUCUGUCUCUGGAGGAGAUACUGAGGCUUUAUAACCAGCCCAUCAACGAGGAACAGGCAUGGGCGGUGUGCUACCAGUGCUGCAGAACGCUGGCGAAGGAGCACCGGGGCGCUGCCGCCACCGGAGCAUCAUCAGCGGCUACACCGAGGAGGAUAUCCGGACCGGGGGGUGUUAGGAUACAGAAGGACGGGUCUGUGAGGGUGGACCACCAGGGCUGUGAAGGUAAAUACAGCCCCUGCACAAUAACAGAGGUGAUCGAGUCUCUGGGGAUCAUGAUUUACAAGGCUCUGGACUACGGGCUGAAGGAGAAUGAGGAAAGGGAGCUGAGUCCUCCUCUGGAGCAGCUCAUUGACCUCAUGACUAACAUGGCUGAGGCUGAGAGGGAAGCAUGCCUUGACGAAGGGUAUGAGGCCACAGAGGAAGAGGACGAGGUGGAGGACUCUGAUAACGUCUCUGGCAUUCGUGGCUACAGAGAUAUUUUGAAUCUGUGCACAGCUCAUCUACCCAGUGUGUCAGAUGCACCCAGUCAUUACCAGGCAGUGUGCCGAGCCCUGUAUACAGAAACCAGAGAGCUGCGCACUUUCCUGGAGAAGAUCAAGAGUGCCAAAGAGAACCUCCGUAAGAUGGAGGAGGAGUCAUCAGAGGAGCCUGGCCGAGACCUGAACGAGUUGCAGAAUGCUGACUGGGCUCGAUUCUGGGUUCAGGUGAUGAGGGACCUGCGUGAAGGAGUCAAGCUGAAGAAGGUGAAGGAGCGUCAGUACAACCCUCUGCCUAUUGAGUACCAGCUCACUCCCUAUGAGAUGCUCAUGGAUGACAUCAGGUCCAAACGCUACAAACUGCGUAAAGUCAUGGUCAAUGGAGACAUCCCACCAAGAUUAAAGAAAAGUGCUCAUGAAGUCAUCCUGGAGUUCAUCAGGUCCAGGCCCCCUCUCAAUCCUGUGUCAGCUCGGAAGCUGAAGCCACAGACUCAGCCUCCUCCCACGCUGCACGAGCGGAUCCUGGAGGAGAUCAAAGCAGAGAGGAAACUUCGUCCAGUCUCUCCUGACGAGGUCCGCAGAGGAAGGCUGGGUUUCGGCAAAACUCGCAGUAUGCCGCAGGAUUUAUUCCGUACUGGAAUAGAUGAGUUCAGCCCACGUAUGGGCAGGAGGACAUCCAGCUCUCUGUCUCUCACCAACGGAUCUGGAUCACCCAGAGUCGAACCCUCUGGAUCUCAGUCAGUUCCUCAGAGAAAGAGGCUCCUGAAAGCUCCCAGCCUCGCUGAACUGGACAGCUCUGACUCUGAAGAUGAGAUUGUGGGACACAAAUCAGCAAGCAGCUCCAGCGUGGCGACAUCUCUGAUGGAUGACACGUCCCCAGAGUCUGUGCUGGGGAAGAAAACUCCACCCAUGUUCCUGCCCAUCUCCUCUACACCUCAACCAGAGAGGCGUCAGACCCCCCAGAGAAGACACUCUAUUGAGAAGGAAACACCCACUAAUGUCCGACCGUUUCAGCCGCCCUCCAAGCAGAGCUCCAAGUCUCUGGUUGGAAUCGAAAUCUCGCAUCACUCCUGGAUUCCCUUCCUUCUCCACCCUUCUCCCUCCACUCUGUGCCCUUUGUGGAGCUCCAACCCUAUCGAGGUGUUUGUGUUGCGGUUGGUGAAGACACUUUUUGCUCUGUGCAGGAAGGUUUACAUCCUUCGAAGAGACUCGGCCGAGGAGGAGUUCUGUUUUCCUGUGGAGUGUCUGUCUCUGACGGUGGAGGAGGUGAUGCACAUCAGACAGGUGCUGGUGAAGGCGGAGCUGGAGAAAUUCCAGCAGUACAAAGACAUCUACAAUGCCAUGAAGAAGGGGAAGCUUUGCUUCUGUUGUCGAGCCAAAAGGUUUUCCUUCUUCACCUGGUCCUACACCUGCCAGUUCUGCAAAAAGCCUGUGUGCGCACAGUGCUGCAAAAAGAUGCGGUUGCCAUCCAAACCUUAUUCCAGCUUGCCCAUCUACUCCAUUGGCUCCACCAACACUCUCCCCAGGGAGAGAAUAAGUGCCAUGGCUUCUGUAGGACAAGGACUGUCAGUGGCUGGAGCCCCAGGUGCAUCUAAACCAGGAGAGGCUGCUGCAUCCCCCGCUUUGAAAGAACCUGCAAAAGGAGCAUCUAAAGGUCCCAAAAAAGCUCCUGGGGCUGCGACAGCAGCAGCAGCUGCUAAAACUGACAAGUCCUCCAGUAACCCACAGCGCCACAGCAUCCAGAAGACCAUGUCUAAGUUUUCGAAGCACGGCUCUUUAAAGUCUCAUGAAGAACUGGAGCUUCCCCCAGAGCUGACGGAGGACUGGGCUACCAUGGAAGUCUGUGUGGACUGCAAGAAGUUCAUCUCUGACAUAAUCGCCUCCAGCAAGCACAGUCUGUCGCUGGCCACCAAGAGGGCUCGCUUAAAACGCAAGACACAGUCGUUCUAUAUGUCCUCCCCUAAAGGAAGGGAGGAGUACCAUCCCUCUGAACGAACAAUCAGUGAAAUCUGAAACUCUGUAACUCUCCUUCUGGCUGCUUCCAGCUCCAAUGGCACAACACUGGAUAUGAUCUUACUGUAUUAGUGGACGUGAGUCGGAGAAAGCUGCCUGAAUGGCUGUAAAAACCUUGGUGGUGGAUAGUCAGGUUUCUGGCUGCUGUGUCCCAAUCAUGAUCAGCUUCUCUAGACAAUACUGUAGAUCUGCCAGUCUUUUUUUGUGUUUUUUUUAAUGAUAUCAUUAAUAUAUCAGAAAAUCCUUUAAUGUGUGGACACAGGCAUUUGACUCAACAGAGACAAAGUGCAAAGGGGACUGACUUCCUUCCUCCAUGAUGGUGCCACGGUCUGUUCCACCUAAACUCGCGUUCACAUAAAAAGCACAAAACAGAAAAGCGAUCGUAUUGUAAACUAAGAGUGACGGUCAUCAAAAAGAAGAUAAAACCGUACAUUUUGUACGGGCUAUAAUUUAGUUUUUUACAUGUAUGUACAGUAAAUAAUUACUCGAUAAAAUGUCACCCUCUGUUUUCAGUUCAGACUUUUGCUGAUGAUGCUCAGGGAGACUCACACUCCUCUCUGCUAUUGACAGCGCUCUUGAAACCAUGCUUCCUUGAGGAAUUCAAGCAAAAUUACCCGUUUUAUUUUCCUCCAUGGGUUGCUACACAAAGAGAAAUCUCACCUGCUUUUAUGUUGACUAUAGUGCCAAAUAAUACCUCCUUAAAUAUAUGUCACCUGAUGUAGUUAUUGAUUUAUGCAGUGGUCUUGCUAAUGGAGGAAGACCACCUCAAGUGCUCCAGCCUCUGUUAAAAUGAAAUAUUCAUGUGUAAUUAGACAAUGAUCAAAGUGAAAGUUCCUUAAAACACUCCUGUCAUGCUUUUUCUUUUGCCAUCUAUAUAUUGUUGUAAUAUAUGAAACAUUGCCACGCUUCAAAUACUGAUACCAGCUUAUGUCUAAAUAAUCUCUCUGAGUCAAAAGCUCAUACAAACGUUGUGUUUGUGAGGGGCAGCCAAUCAGAAUAAAGUUGAUCUGGCUCCAUCGAGGCCCAGUAUAUGAUAAACAAGGAUUUUAACACAAAUAUAGAGAUUAAAAUAAGCCCAAAAUGCCCUCUGAAAAACAAAGAAAAACAUUUAUCAGUGUUUAAUGCUAAUAAAUAUUAUAAAUGUACUUAAUCAGAUCUGUGCGGGUGUUUUAGAUCAGGGAUAAGUGACAGCAGUGUGGUGCUCCAGUUAUUUAGUUUUGCCUUUCUCAGAAAUAUCUUAUCAAAGGUGCUUUAGGGGGGGGAAAGGUCAAAACACAGCUGAGGCUAUGUUAUUGAGAUUUCUAGUCCCUACAAUUAACUGGUAAAUGCCUUUUAAAAUCUUUUAAACUGCACACCACUUGGUAUGCACAGAUGUCUCUAAGGUGCUUUUUUUUGUUAAUUUGUGUGGUAUAAAUAAAGCUGAUUUGAACUUUUUCAAAAGACAAGUUAUAACAUUAAUUAAUUCUCCAAUCAGUCUAAAAUUAUGAUCUCACAACAAUCUAUCCCAGUUUACUUUUAUGAUGAACCAGUUUUGAUCAGUUGUGAAGUUAUCCUUGCACCCUGAUGAGCUUCUAUGAGCAAAAAUCUCCAACUAAUCAUUAAAUCCCGACUUGUAAAUGAAAGCAUAUGAAUGACAUCACCUGUUUCUAGGCAGAAGCAAAAGCACAAGCAAAGUAUCUUUGAUUAAAGGGAAUCAAAACAUCUAACAAAUGUUGAGUUCACCUGCGAUCCCCUCACGCCUACUCAGAGGCUGAUUGAGGAAAAACAUCAUUUUAGGACUGUAACAAAAAUAAUAAUAAUAAUAAUUUCCGACAGUACCAUGACCCAGAUGGUUCAGAUUUGCCUUUAAGUAUUUUACCUGAAAUAUGUGCAUUACUGCAUCUUUUCAAAACAUACCUUAAGCUGAUGCAACACUCUUGCUUUCCCAUGGAUCAAGUUAAUGAUUUGUUUCUGUAUGUUUGCAAAGAUGAAUCAUAAUACAUAAAAUAACAGCACGCUUCCCAGUUUUCAGUCACUCAGAGUUAAUGUUUAUACAAUGCCUUUAUGAUUUCUUUUUUUAUCACUCACAGUCUCACUGGCAGAGAGAUAUAACUUCCUCACAGCCUGGAUGUUUAUUUUACUCUUCAUCGCGUUCCACAUCUUUUCAUAUUUUGCCUUAAAAGAUGCCUUUUGUUAUCGCUCUCACCUGUUGAACAGUCGUCUGCUGUUACUGUACAUACAUCGUUUCAAAGAGUUUGUUUUAUUGUUCAGGUGUGUUGCCUCAAAGAUGACAGUGCUGACAAUGAGACUGCUGUAGAGCUGAGAGGGAAACUGUCCAUCUGUGGAGAAUAGGAGGGCUGCGAAGUCUUCAGAAAAAACCUCUCAGUGUGACAGACAGCAUCAUGCAUGUACUACAGUGUAGCUUGUACCUUCAGUCUGUAUUACCUUCAAGCUGUAACUCCCUGCAGAGAGUGCAACAAAUGACAAGUAUAAACAAUAAACUGUAAUGCAAUACCUGA